Molecule: messenger RNA, 1542 nt
Organism: Phoenix dactylifera (date palm)
Lineage: Eukaryota; Viridiplantae; Streptophyta; Magnoliopsida; Arecales; Arecaceae
Product: serine/threonine-protein kinase STY13-like
Biological process (GO): protein phosphorylation; signal transduction
Cellular component (GO): cytoplasm
Molecular function (GO): protein kinase activity; ATP binding
Source: RefSeq, a predicted model, not a curated record
CUGAGCUCCUCCAUCAAGAGAGAAGGGGAAGUCAAGCCUUUGGAAAUUUGCCCUCUUCACACAGCCCAUGUCUAUGCUGUCUUGUUCAUACUAGGAAAAGGCAAAGGGGGAAAGAAGUUGCACUUGGCCUUGUCAUAGGUUUGGGGAACAUGAAGGUAGAGGAGGGGGAUCUUUAUUCUUGAGAUAAAAUUAUAGGAUGCAUCUGAUUUCUUGAGAGAUGGGCUCUGGGAAAGUAGCCAUCAGAGAUGCAGAGCGUGUCUUUGGCUUCUGCAUUGCCUUUCCUGGAAAACCAGAAUUGGAAGCAAGUGUAAGCAGGAGAAGAGAAUAAGCCUCUCCUACUUAUCUUCUGUUUUGUAUGUUUUCUACUUGUCCAUGCCCUUGUGCUGGUGUUUCUAUUGCUGGAAAGAUAGAUAGAUUGAUUGAUAAAUAGAUAGAUGUUAGAUCCUCUUCAUUGUUGUAGAGAUGGAGUCUGGAAAUGGGUUCUUGUCCGUCGACGAGCACCGCAUGGAUGCCAAGUGGCUCAUCAAUCCCAAGCAGCUCUUCGUUGGCCCCCGGAUCGGGGAGGGCGCUCAUGCGAAGGUCUACGAGGGAAAGUAUAGGAAUCAGAAUGUUGCUGUCAAGAUUGUGAAUAGAGGUCAUACUCCUGAGGAGGCGGCGAAGAGAGAGGCAAGGUUUAUGAGGGAGGUGACCAUGCUCUCUCGGGUCCAACACAAGAACCUUGUCAAGUUCAUUGGGGCAUGUAAGGAGCCUGUGAUGGUGGUGGUCACUGAGCUUCUGCUGGGGGGGUCGCUGCGCAAAUACAUGCUGAACUUGAGGCCGCGGAGCUUAGAGCCUCGUGCUGCGGUGGGGUUUGCGCUGGACAUAGCUCGGGCUAUGGAAUGCUUGCAUUCACAUGGGAUCAUUCAUCGUGAUCUGAAGCCUGAGAACCUGCUGUUGACGGCAGACCAAAGAACAGUGAAGCUUGUUGACCUUGGUUUGGCAAGGCAGGAGACGUUAACUGAGAUGAUGACCGCUGAAACAGGGACAUACCGUUGGAUGGCUCCAGAGUUAUACAGCACUGUUACGUUAAGGCAUGGAGAAAAGAAGCAUUACAAUCACAAGGUGGAUGUUUACAGCUUUGCAAUAGUGUUAUGGGAGCUGCUCCAUAAUCGACUUCCAUUUGAAGGCAUGUCUAACCUGCAAGCAGCUUAUGCAGCUGCUUUCAAAAACAUGAGGCCUAGUGCAGAAAACCUUCCUGAGGAACUGGCUUUGAUCUUGACUUCCUGUUGGAAAGAAGAUCCAAAUUCCCGACCAAACUUUAGCCAAAUAGUGCAUAUGCUUCUACAUUAUCUUUCUACUCUUUCACCACCUGAACCUGUGGUCCCUUCUCGUGUAUUUAGUUCAGAGAAUGUGAUUUUGCCACCGGAAUCUCCUGGGACAAGUUCAUUGAUGGCCGUUCGAGAUGACAUGGGUGAUACCCCGGAGGCCGAGACUGAAAACAAAUCAAGGGGAUUCUUUUUCUGCUUCAACCGGUGCUACUGAUUGCCAACUUGGUAGAUCUUU